Messenger RNA from Bipolaris maydis ATCC 48331, 948 nucleotides. RefSeq lists its product as uncharacterized. Gene Ontology annotation, molecular function: oxidoreductase activity, acting on the CH-OH group of donors, NAD or NADP as acceptor. The record is from RefSeq and is a predicted model, not a curated record. NCBI's taxonomy places the organism in Eukaryota, Fungi, Ascomycota, Dothideomycetes, Pleosporales, Pleosporaceae.
AUGAAUAAUUGGAUUGUUUUUGAGCCUGCAUACGUGGAGCCCACUCUCAGAGGGCUAGAACUCUUUAUUAAUUGCGUAUUCAAACCUCUAAUUACCGCCCCUCUUCUCAGCAUUCUACUAUAUUCCCUAAAAGAUACAGGGAAAUACGCAGAAGAAACAAUGAUUUUCUCACGCCUUAUCAACAAACACAGUCUAAUGUGGACACUAAGUUUUCUCACUACCGUGGGCAUAAUAAGAAAAGCUAACCCCUUGGAAAUCGCAGUCGUCACUAGAGGAUGCAACAGAAUCGGCAGAGCCAUUGCAGAGGCUCUAACUCGACAUAGAAUUUGCGUGGCAGUGCUUAACGUGCAGGCGCCCCCCAAGGCUUUCAAAUCUAAUAGCCUGCUAACAUACUUUCGAUGCGAUAUCUCCAGCCCUAUAGCAAUAGCAGAAACGGCCGACAAAAUUCGGAACAGUCUCGGCCAUCCUUCAAUUCUCGUCAACAAUGCUGGUAUCGUGCAUAGCGCUCACACAAUACUAAGAACUCUAAGUAAGUUUCUUAGUCGCAUUUUCGAUACAAAUAUCCUUUCACACUGGCGGCUUAUCCAGCAGUUUGUCCUAGACAUGGUAGCGAAAAAUAAAGGCCAUAUUGUGUCAGUAGCAAGCAUUGCCUCAUAUUUAACGAGCGCAGCAAAUGUAGACUAUGCUACAACUAAAGCUGCAGCACUAGCAUUCCAUGAGGGUCUUACAACAUCAGGCGUUAAGACUACAAUUGUGCAUCCAAGUUGGGUACGCACACCAGCAGUUAAAGAGGGGGUAUUAAGCAGUGGUCAGGACGCGAAGAUUCUUGAGGAUUUUCUACUACCAGAAGAGGUAGCUGAAUUUAUUAUAAGGCAGAUAAUUAGCAGGCGCGGUGCGCAUAUUUUUAUCCCUAGUUUCGGGGCGCCUAUUUCAGGGCUUAGAGGUUAG